AACAAUGCCGCGGGUGGGCGGGACGGCAACAACGGCCGACGGGUGUCUUCGGUGACCGCCGGGGCGGGUGCGCGGAGCGGGGUGGCGAGAACGAGAAGAAAGGAAUGGAAAAAAAAAAAUAAAAUAACCGGAGGAAUGAGCGAGCGAGUGAGAGGAGAGUAUGUAUCGCGUGUACGCGGGCAUUCGUGCGCGUGAGACCGAACGGCUAGCGGAACGUAUUCCAGUGUCGACCGGGACUCCCACAUUAUCUUCGUUAAUUAGUGAUAACGGUUCUUGUGUUUUCGUAUUGGCCGUUUUGUUUACACGGUUGUUCAGAUAAUAAUUGAACCGACGUUGCGUUCAUAACAGUAUUUUCGUUUGUUCGGUUUUCGAAUUGUUGUUGUUUUUUUUAUUUAUAUACAUAUUUUUUUUUCCACCCCGAUCGUUUACAGCCGCCGACGACGACGCAUGCGAUGCUGCACUGCGGCAACCGACGCCGACGACGACGACCGUUCGAAAUCUUCGGCUAGGACGCGCGUAUCGAUCUUCUGCCGCCGUCCGUUUCACGUUUCACCCGCGUUUCCCCGUCGUUUUCGUCCGGUCGUCGACGACGACGGUAACGGCGGCAUGCGCUGCGAGUGUUCCUCCUACGCACGUAGACGUCUCGGCAACCGUUCGACAGACGACCGCCGUCCAUUCAUCGCCGUCGUCAUGUGAUGCCCUGUUGGUCACCGGUGUGCGAUCCCGCGUUUGACCCAAUCAUGUCCGUCACAUAUUUGUGGCUGUCGCUGUUGCUGUUCCAUGGAACCGUGCACAGCGAACCGAUGAAAAAACGUCCGAAAAAAUGCGAGUGUCUCGGUGGUUAUGUCGACUGCAGCAAAAGAUUACUGUCUGGAUUUCCUGAGUCUCUACCUAUAUGGACCGAAGUCUUAGAUUUGAGCUCAAAUAAAAUAAGAACUUUGGAAAUUGAUAUUGGCAGCUACUUAAAUCUAACAACAUUGAAACUAUAUAAAAAUGGUAUUAUGUCAUUCCCAUUGUUUACGAGUAAAGCAAGUAUCAAUAAUCUGAAUUUAGCACAUAAUAAAAUAGAUACAUUGGACCGUAUUUCUCUAGAGAAUUUACCUCGUUUGAUAUCUCUAAAUUUGAACAAUAAUAAAUUAGCAUUUUUGGAAGAUAAUACAUUUCCAUAUUCUAAUCAUUUGCGAAUAUUAAAUAUGAAUAAGAAUUUAAUUUCAAGUUUAAGUGAAAACUGUUUUGAUACAUUAACAAAUUUAAUAGAUUUAAAAAUGUCUCAUAAUAGACUAAGCAAUUUACCUAUUGGUUUAUUCAAAAAACUGACAAAUCUUGAAUUACUAGAUCUAAGUAAAAAUAACUUGACUGUUAUUGAAGGAUUAUUAUUUAAGGGUUUAGUAAGUUUAAAAACAUUAAUAUUACGACAAAACAAUAUUGAAGAUUUACUAGAUGGAUCAUUUUAUGGGUUAACAAAGUUACAAUCAUUACAUUUGGAAUAUAAUAGCAUAAGCAAAAUAUCGAAGGGUUGGUUGUAUGGGUUGAACUCACUUGAGCACUUAAAUAUAAGCUAUAACAGAAUUGAUCAAAUAAAAGGUGGAUGGGAAUCUUGUGAAAACCUUGAUGAAUUGGAUCUAUCUUAUAAUAAUUUGCAAUUAAUUGAAAAAAAUGAUCUAGAACAUUUAAGAAAGUUACAAAAAUUACACUUGAAUAACAAUAGAUUAUCAUUUAUCGAAGAAGGAUCAUUUAACAAUACACCACUGUUACAAAUACUACAAAUGGAUGACAACUCUUUGGCAUGGUUAAUUGAAGAUGCAAGAGAACCUUUUAAUGGACUUAAAAAUUUAAAACUAUUGAGUUUAAUGAACAAUAAAAUAUCUUUCAUAAAAAAAGAAGCUUUCUUAGGUUUAGACAAUCUGAAAGAAUUGAAUUUACUUCAAAAUAAUGUUUUAGAAAUCCAAGAAGAAGCAUUCAAAUGUAUGCCUGAACUUGUUAAUUUGUAUUUAAAUAGUUCAUCAUUAGUAUGUGACUGUUCACUGUCAUGGCUUAAAGAACCAGAAAAUUUUUUGAAUUUACCAUUCGAUAGAAUUAAUACAUUUUGUGGUUUUCCUGAAAAAAAUAGAGGAAAAAGUUUAGAAGAUGUACCUAUAGAGGACUUUUCUUGUUAUGAAAACAGUCCAAAACCUAUUAUUAUAAUCCAUCCAGAAUCAAAAAUGGUUCUUGAAAGUCAAAACAUUACAUUAAAAUGUGGUGUUAAUUCAACAUCACCAGAAAAAAUUAAUUUUGUUUGGAAAAAAGAUAAUCAUGAUUUAGAAUUGAUUUCUACAAAUCAUUAUUCAUCUUUUGAGCUUAAUGGUGUAUCACAGUACUCCACUUUGAACUUGUUUAAUAUAACAAUGUCUCAAAGUGGCAAGUAUCAAUGUGUUGCUUCUAACGAAUUUGGUAUCACAUAUUCAAAUCGUUCAAUAUUAUCUGUUGUUGCAUUUCCUGUUUUUGCCAAAAUACCUGGAAACAGUUCAGUAAAAACUGGAUUUACUGCUAGGCUAGAAUGUGCUGCAAAUGGAUAUCCACCUCCACAAAUAUCUUGGCAAAAAGAUGGUGGUAGUGAUUUUCCAGCAGCUCAAGAACGACGUAUGCAAGUUAUGUCCAAGGAUGAUGUAUUUUUAAUUGUUAAUGUAAAAUUAGUUGAUAUGGGUGUAUAUAGUUGUACAGCGAAAAAUAUUGCUGGAAUGAUUGCUGCGAAUGCAACUCUUACUGUUACAGAACCACCAGGGUUUGAAAGUAUAAUGUCAAACAAACAAGUUAAAGUAGGCGAAGAAGUGGUUCUAGAAUGUUUAAAUUAUGGAUCUCCAAAACCUAAAAUAAAAUGGACAAAAAAUGGCAUUCCUCUUGCAUCUAGCAACAGACAUUAUUUUACUGCUGAAGAUCAAAUUUUAGUUAUAAUGGAAACAAAAGCUGAUGAUUCAGGCACUUAUAAAUGUGAAAUUGCUAAUCCUUUAGGAAUAAAAGUACAAGAAGUUGAAGUUCUAAUUUUACCAUUGUACCGAAGUUUAAUUCACGAUUAUGCUAUUGGGCUGACAGUUAUUGCUAUUAUUUUAUGUAUUGUUAUAACAUCUGGAAUUUGGAUAUCAUUUAUUUGUAAAUCAAAAAACCCUACAUCGAAUUUAAUAAAUAGUGCUGACAAUAAAUCAUUAAAUUCUUCAAAUAGUAAAGACAGUGGCACUGGAGAAUCUCCAAAAAGAAGCCAAGAACAAUUGUACAAUGAUUGUUUGAAUAUAUCUCAACCAACAGUAAAUGUGUCACCUGAUCCAAAUUUACCAUUACUUUCACAUGGUUCUGUUGUUUUGGGCAAGAAUUCUGUUGUUUACAAAAAUGCAAACAUUGGGUCCUUGCCUGUUCAGUUACCAGCAGAAAAACUAAGUGAAAAUAUUGAAGGUUGUGAUGAAGUUAUAUGUGAUAAAGAUUCCGUUCAAUAAUGUUGUGUCCCACAUCUAAUUAUCUAACAAAUGUGCCUUUUUGUUUUCUAUUAUUCGUUUAACAUUUAAAUUUUAAUAAGUUUUUAUGUGCCAACUGGGAAACUUUCUUCUGUUCGAGUUCUCAUAAUUUGCUUAAAUUUUCCGCUUUAAUAUUGUUAUAAGCAUAUUUGUAUUUUUUUUUUUUUUUUUUUUUUACUACUUGUUUCCAACUUAAUCCUACUUAAAUUUGAUUGAAAUAUCAAAAUGUUCCUGUCUUUACGUUUGUUUUUUUAUCAUUAUUUGAAUAGAUUU
Molecule: messenger RNA, 3755 nt
Organism: Sipha flava (yellow sugarcane aphid)
Lineage: Eukaryota; Metazoa; Arthropoda; Insecta; Hemiptera; Aphididae
Product: leucine-rich repeats and immunoglobulin-like domains protein 1
Exons: 14
Coding region: 696-3464 (922 amino acids)
Cellular component (GO): plasma membrane
Molecular function (GO): protein binding
Source: RefSeq, a predicted model, not a curated record